UAGAUACGAAGAAACGCCUUGUUUUUUUGAAGAGGGCUUUACGAGGAAGUAGGUUCCGGAAAAUGUAAGGCAGUAGGAGGUGAGAUACGGAAAAUCCAGCCCACUUUGGGGUCACUCCGAGGAACGAAGCAGGAGGCCGGCAGGUCAAACUCGACUCCAGGAAGGCCACAGGAAGUUUUCUGGGACAGCUCCUCCUUGCAUCAAGACUUCUUGACUUCUGCACUGCUAGAUGUCCUGGAGACAUUUAGAAGUUGAGCUCUGCUCGGAAGCCUAACCAAUAUGUGCAUUGCCUGCAUCUAUAUCACCCUGCCACUCAUCGCCGUUAGCCCACUGAUGGUUGCUGCUUGAAGGGGUGUUAGUGGGACCAGUAGGGGGCGCUCACCCUGUGGUUUAUGUGGGCCCUAAUGUGGGUAUGCCGAAAAGGCACUGUCCUUUGGAUCAGAUAUUAACCUGAGGUCUUGACUUUCCGUGGUCAUUUAAAAAUCCCAAGGCAUUUUUUUUUAAACAGUGUUAUCCCGAUGUCAUGGCCUCCUAAUAAUCCCCAUCUAUGGAUUGGCUUUAUCCCUCUGUUCUCCUCCCCGUAGAUAGCUGGGGUGUAGGGAGUGGACUGGAGCCCUCUGGCUGGUGGGGUGCAGGUGGGGCUACAGAUUGCUGGUGGAGGAGGGGAUCCCCAUUACCUGUAAAGCUCCAUAUGAGUAUAAUAUAAUAUUAUUAUAAACCAAAUGGUGUCGUCACAAAGUGAAACAAUGUUUAAUACAAGAAUAAGCAGUAAUGCCAGUCUUGCCAAUGGUCUCAUUUUCCCCCAAAUCAGACAGCUUAUGGGCUCACACUCCUGCUGGUUUUAGAGGGCUCAUGAACCUUUGCAUGACUGGAGAGCUGCAAAGCCAGGGUUUUAUGGUGAUAUUGCACUGAUUGAGGAGUUUUGCAGCAGCGCUACCAGAAAAUAAAUACAUGAUUUCCUUAAACCAAUUACUUAAUCAUGUUAUAUUGUCUUUAACCCUAAAAGAAAGAAUACUGUAAGUUCACCUUGUUUUAUUGCUCAGUAUACCAGUAUAUUAGAACUAUACCCAAUGGGUGGCAUAUUUUCACGUUAUUCAGAUAGAGCUGUUUUAAAAUUGGUAUAACUGUUGUUUCUAGUUUCUAGGCAACUGAAAUGCUAGUUAUUCAUUUUUUAAAGAUGAUUAAAUACAUUAUAUAAAAAUAUGUUCAGUUCCUGAGCAUUUGCUUAAUUGCUGGGCAGCACAUGUCACAUGGGUCAUAUUGAUUUUUUUUCCUGUUACCUGUAGUGUAGUGUUAUUGCAGUAAAAGGCACAGUGGCUGUGACAGCUGGAUGACUUUCACCCAGUCACUGGUACUGCCAGGAAAUUAUUCUCAGACACAUUUCCCCUCAACCAUCUCCCCCGUUAUCUCUGUCCAUGUGAGCGCAGAGCAAUAAAUAAGAGAGGGCACAAAGUCCAGGUUUUAUAUAUCAGCUCAGGACGGAAGAAGACAGCCCCACUCUCUGCCUGCCUCCUCAGAGAGCACCUGCACCCUGGCGACUCUCCUCUCCAGACUAAGGACUUCCGGAGACCAGAGCAAAACGGGCCGCAAGCUCACCCAGCUGAAAAUGAAGAGCAUUCUGAAAGUUCAGAUGGAAGCGCCAGGCUCCCCUGUCCUGGACCGGGAGCUCCCGUCCCAGAGCCACACCAUCUGCGCGGUUCGCUGGAAGCUGCCGGAGGAGGAGGUGCAGGUCCACAGCUCCGUGCCCACAAGCGCACCUUUCAAGAGCAAGAAGCUCCCCAACGGCCGACAGCAGAGCCUGAGUGACCUGCGCAGCCUGGAGGAGUGUGUGAACUUCAUCACGCAGUGGGCCGAGCAGGUGGACCACGUGUGCAAGCGCGGCAGUCGAGCCAGAGAGGACCCGGGCGAGGGAACCAGCCGGGGUCCACCUGGCCCGGCCCAGGACGGGGGUCCCCUGGCCAGUCCCCGGACAGGCCGCAGCCUGGAGGAGUGCCGCCGCCUCAUACUGGAGUGGGCGGACGAGCUGAACAGCGUUGCCCAGCUUUCCAAGCCAAGGAGAUUGAGCAACAAGACGGAAGAGCAGGCUGACAGAAGUGAGGGGGAGACGGACGACCCCAGUGAGAAGGAGAAGCAGAGGAUCAUGGAGUGGGCCAGGGAGCUGAAGACCAUGUCAGAGAACUGCGGGCUGCCUGGGGAGGAACUGACUCAGAUGCUUCACCUCCUGGGCCUGAGGAAGAGGAGGCUGGUGAGCGUGCUGCCCUUCCUGGAGUUCAUCACCUGGUCUCUGCUCAAGGAUGAUGCCAAGGGUACUGUUCCUCAGCUCUGGCUGUCCACAAAACAGAGGACCUGGAAAGCAGGAACACCGAGAUACAUUCCCAAUUCAGUGUGGAGCUGGAUCUGCCGUGCGGCAGCGGACGUGACCCUGGACCCCCAGACCGUGCACCCCUGGCUGGUCCUCUCUGACGACCUCAGGAAGGUGCAGGAGGGGCGGAAGGAGUUGAACCUGCCCUCCAGCCCCCAGCGGUUCGAUGGCUGGCCCUGCGUCCUGGGCUGGGAGGGCUUCUCCUCGGGCCGACACUACUGGGAGGUGGACCUGGCCAACAAUGGCUACUGGAGAAUCGGGGUGACCACCGCCUCUUCCGAGAGAAAGGGCCGCUUCCCCAUGAACCCGGCGCAGGGCUACUGGACCCUGUGGCGCAGCACCAGGCAGUUCUGGGCCUGCACGAAGCCCGAGACCCCACUUCCUGUCAGCCUGGUGCCCCGCAAGGUGGGCGUCUACCUGGACUACGAGGAAGGGCAGGUGUCCUUCUACAACGUGGAGAGCAGGUCGCACAUCUACACCUUCACCGACACCUUCAAAGAGAAGCUCUACCCUCUCUUUGCGCCCUUGGACGGCCGCACCCUGAUCACCGUGUCGUCGCCCAACACCAUCACCGAGUUCUGAUUGGCCGACGAGCCGCCGUGCCCCCGCCUCACUCCCAGUACACUUCCUGAAUGGAAAAACGGCCAUUGGUGCCUUUUCCAGCAGCUGUAGGGUCACCACUAUGGGGUCACCGUCUACUUCAUAAGCUAGAUUAGAGGGAAAAUGACCAAUGUCGUUGCACAUUCUUUCUGGGACAGUAUACUGGCCAUGCAAAAACUGUAAAGGUAUCAAGUUUUUAUUGCACACAAGCUCCGGACAGAAUGCAGUCUUACCUGGGACACUUGGGUUCCAGUGCAAAAGUAUAUAAUUGCAAUACUGAAAAGUAAAAGCUCAGCAGUGCCGUUGCCACAUGGGCUAGCGGUCCCUGGAUUGUGCAGCAGGGGGCUGUAGUACAGGGGAUGCUCUCUGUCCGACCCUGGCUGCACACCGCCUCCAGUGAAACUGGCUCAGAACUGUAACUCCCCUGUGCGCUCCCCCCUGCUGUUAAGAGCUAUGAGACCCCUCAGACGCACUGUAUAGAUCGCUAGUAUUCUUAUUUUAAUAUUAAAAUUGUCUAAUGAUGGGAUUCUUUCUGAACAAUGCACAAAAACUUUUGUGCAUUGUUCAGAUGAAAUUCUGAACAAUGCAUUUGAUGGGGUGAGUUAAAAGUGCAUUCAUGGACAAAAGCAUGUACCGAUGUCAGGAAAUUCUGGCAAGUUAAGAUAUGAUCGAGCUGAAAUAAACAAUUAAGCUGCUCCAUUUCCAGCAAUCUGUAACUUCCAAUUGUUAAGUACAUGACAAAGACCGGGAACUUCGCCAAAUGUACUGUACUCCACUUUUCAAUUUAAAACCUUUGUUACUAUAUGUACUAUACAGAUUGUUCUUGUUAAUACUUGUAGCGUUUGCUUGUUGGAUUAAUUUAAUGCCUCUAUUUAUGUGGGUCCGUGUAUUUACUAUGUAAAUCUGAAAAAGCAGAUACGAUUAGUUUCUGCUUUCCUGUAGCAGGUGUAUUAACUUGUACGUUCAUGGGUAAAAAUGAUUAGUGUAUUUAUAUAUUGUCUCCAGGGCAUUUAGUAUAAAUGU
Messenger RNA from Lepisosteus oculatus (spotted gar), 3985 nucleotides. Its product is annotated as E3 ubiquitin-protein ligase TRIM39-like. Gene Ontology annotation, cellular component: cytoplasm. Gene Ontology annotation, molecular function: ubiquitin protein ligase activity; protein binding. Gene Ontology annotation, biological process: protein ubiquitination. The record is from RefSeq and is a predicted model, not a curated record. Lineage: Eukaryota; Metazoa; Chordata; Actinopteri; Semionotiformes; Lepisosteidae.